Messenger RNA from Ambispora leptoticha, 538 nucleotides. NCBI's taxonomy places the organism in Eukaryota, Fungi, Glomeromycota, Glomeromycetes, Archaeosporales, Ambisporaceae. The record is from the annotation of a GenBank genome assembly.
GACGCUAUUGGAAGAAAUGAAAAGUCAAAAAAUUUAUGAGGAUUUUCCAGAAGUUAGAGGACUAAGAGAAACUAUCAAAAAUUGCGAACAAGAAAUACGUCGCCUUCAAUCUCCAGACUAUAUAGAAAACUCAACCCGAGAAUUACUUAAAGUUUUCGAUGGUCAAGAUAGAAUUACCGAUGUAAGCAAGGGGCAGGUUGGAACCGGAAAAAGAGCCGACUUUCUGCAAGAGGUUUUAACCGAAACUGAGCCAAAAAAGCGGGACAUGGUAUUUCAUCAUGCUGACUAUGGCUUCAUUGUUGCUACUUGCGAAGGCGACAAAAUUAUCAGGAGGCUAAAAACCGAAAUAGGUGACCGAAAAGUCAGUGGAUUUGUGGAAAGGGCGAUUGCUAAGGAACUGGGAGAGUAUGAUAAUAAAUUAGAAAAAGGGCAAAAAGAAUUUCAGCAAAAACUAAUUGCUGACUAUAAAAGAUAUGCUGGCAGAACUUAUGAUAAGGAAGAUAAAAUGCGAGAAGAAGCAGGAAUAGAAGAGAAUUAA